AUGCCUCUGAUCUCACUUCACCAACAUUUUUCAAACCUUUUCUUCAUCUUCCUACUUAUCCUAUCUUUCAAAGGGUUUAAAAUUUCAGCAACUACAUUUACGUUCAUCAACAAAUGCGACCACACGGUAUGGCCAGGAAUUUUAGGAAAACCGGAUCUCGGAACAACCGGUUUCGAACUCAAAAGAGGAAACACCCAAACCUUCCAAGCACCAACCGGUUGGUCCGGUAGACUCUGGGCGAGAACCGGUUGCAAGUUCGACGAUUCCGGUCACGGAGCUUGCUCAACCGGCGACUGUGGUUCCGGCGAAAUUAACUGCAACGGAAACGGCGCAACACCACCAGCAACACUAGCGGAAUUCACUUUAGGAACAGGCUCCGCCGAUUACUACGACGUUAGUCUCGUCGACGGUUACAAUCUCCCGAUGAUAGUCGAAACCAGCGGCGGUUCGGGUUCGUGUGAAGCCACUGGCUGCGGAGAGGAUCUUAAUCGGAGGUGUCCGUCGGAGUUGAGAGUGGAUGGUGGUGACGCGUGUAAUAGCGCGUGUGGCGCGUUUGGGAAACCGGAGUAUUGUUGUAGCGGCGCGUUUGGUUCACCGUCGAGUUGUUCGCCGUCGGUUUACUCGGAAAUGUUUAAAGCUGCUUGUCCCAAAUCUUAUAGCUAUGCGUUUGAUGAUGCUACAAGCACUUUUACUUGUACUGCUGCAGAUGAUUAUACUAUCACAUUUUGUCCUUCUUCUUCUCCAAGUUUGAAAUCUUUGAUGGAGUCAGGGCCAAGAUCAUCGGUAGAACAAGCAGCAGUAGCUACUAAAUCGUGGAUAACCAAUUUGGCUAUAGGGGACGCCACAAGAAUAAGCCAACCAUUUUCAACUUCCAUCUCUAUAUUUUUUGUGGCUAUCACUUUCAUUAUUUCCUAUUUAUAG
Messenger RNA from Lathyrus sativus (Indian pea), 921 nucleotides. The record is from the annotation of a GenBank genome assembly. NCBI's taxonomy places the organism in Eukaryota, Viridiplantae, Streptophyta, Magnoliopsida, Fabales, Fabaceae.